Messenger RNA from Laetiporus sulphureus 93-53, 927 nucleotides. RefSeq lists its product as uncharacterized. The record is from RefSeq and is a predicted model, not a curated record. The coding region runs from base 306 to 776 and encodes 156 amino acids. The transcript is spliced from 4 exons. Lineage: Eukaryota; Fungi; Basidiomycota; Agaricomycetes; Polyporales; Laetiporaceae.
GCAAUCGGAAGAUCACGCCUCACGAAUGACCCGACCGUCUCAUCGACGGUACUUGACUGACCUCUCCGCGCUGAGUGCGUCAAUGCCGAAUCAUCGAACGCGCCGCCUCGUACCGAAACCAGACCGCGCGUCGGGGCCACGCCGCUGCGAUAGAAGACGAAGACGUGCCUUGCGCUCACCGCUGAUGCAAACGGACCGCGGCGUGGACCGUGAUUUGACGCGAUGCACAGCAGAUGCUGGGAAACGGUUGACACGGUGAGCAUUGCACUUCCCUACACACCUGCUACUAGAUUCUUCGCGCGUACAUGUCGACUAGGGCGGUCUCUACGCUCAAUCGCCCUGUUCGCGUUGAGAAUGCUGUCGACCUCGUUAGAUGUGUGGAUGACCAGAGCGUACCGAGACGCAGGCGAGAUGUUGACUACGCGGAUACUACAAAUGACGAGGCGCACGACGAGAGACGGCCAAGACCGAUUGCAACCGUCAUUCGCGCUCACCCGCAUCGCACUCGGGCUGGACAUGCCCUCGUGCGCUCGUCGCCGUCCUGCUGUCCGUGGCUUUGGACUGCGAAGCAAGACAGCAUGAUCAAACAAGUGCGCAAGAGAAACGGGGGGAUGGCCUACCGCAUGCCAAAGCCAUCAUUUCACGCAGUCUCCUUCGCCAGAACACGCGCAGGACUGGCGCUUUCACGACAGGGCUUGAGGCUCGUGCCACUAUCCAGCGACCGGUCGGAGAUCACACCUGACGUCUCAGAAAUACCCGCAUCCGAUGCUGUCUGAUGCAACUGGGCUAUUCCGGCGCACUUCAAGCGAUAUUCGAGCAACAGAAGCUGCGACGGUUGACUCGCAGGCCGCAGAGGCCGACCAUGACCUGCCGCAGACGGUAGACCGACCUAGGAGAGCAUCUCGCGUUUCGCGUGUGGUAUAGAGG